AAAUUCACCUAUGAUCUAUUGGCCAUCGGCGAGUUCAUCCUCACCGAGCCCAAUAUGCGUGUGCCCGAUAAGAUCUACUCGAUCAACGAGGGCUAUGCCAGCGACUGGGAGGCGGGAGUGUUCAACUAUGUGGCGGCCAAAAAGGAUCCGAGCCAGGGCAAACCCUACGGUGCUCCGUGCGUGGGCUCCAUGGUGGCCGAUGACCAUCGCACCAUCAAAUACGGCGGCAUCUUCAUCUACCCGGCCCCAAAUCCGCAGGCCGGCGGCUUGGCCAGCGACGGAAAGAUUAGCAUCCUAGACAUUGUCCCCAAGAAGAUAUACGAACGCAGCCCCAUCUUCCUCGGCUCCAAGGCGGACGUUGAGGAGGCGCUCAGCUACUUGAAGUGACUUUUAAUUUUGUAAUUUAUAAAUACACCCAAAACACGUUUGAUAUUCUUUACCUUAA
This is a messenger RNA of Drosophila obscura, 445 nucleotides long. RefSeq names its product fructose-1,6-bisphosphatase 1-like. Gene Ontology annotation, cellular component: cytosol; cytoplasm. The record is from RefSeq and is a predicted model, not a curated record. Gene Ontology annotation, biological process: fructose 6-phosphate metabolic process; fructose 1,6-bisphosphate metabolic process; sucrose biosynthetic process. NCBI's taxonomy places the organism in Eukaryota, Metazoa, Arthropoda, Insecta, Diptera, Drosophilidae. Gene Ontology annotation, molecular function: fructose 1,6-bisphosphate 1-phosphatase activity.